UCUCCGUCCGCCAAGGAACAGCCAUUUGGGCCUGACGAUUCAUUAUAUUAGUUGCUUCCGACACUUUACGGGAUAUCUAUCGCGAGAAUCGGGAAUCAAUUUACCAGGAAAUGCGUUCGGUUUUUUUUUGUUUUCUCGCAAGAAAUUGACGGUUGAGUGAUGGCGCAGACGUCUUUCAUGAUGGUGUUUAGUGUGAAAUGCCUAAUUAGAUCACAAAACACUUGCAAAAAAUGGGAACCUUGAGGGUUUUCACAGAACAUAAAUAAGACCUCUUUGGCCAUUGUAGUUGGUUCUUUGACUCGGCAGCUCCGGAGAUUUGUGAGAAACUUGCUGCGUCAUCCAUUCGAAAUUGGAGGAGAUUUUCGUGCCCCCCAUUACUGUGUUUCUCCUCGUGAGAACACGGUGGUUAUCUUGUUCAUUAGACAAUCACGACCCAUUUGCAAUCACUUUAAUAAGCACUCAUACACUUGAAGGCAUCUCUCAAAUCGAAUGCUUGAUCAAGGAAGUUUGGCAACCAACGAGAAUCUCGGAUCCUUGCCAAGGAAAUGAAGAGGGCGGUUCUGAUAUGAGUUGCAACAAGAAGUUCUUUCUUUCAAGUCGAAUUGGCUACUGCCACUAAAUGCAUUCUGUUUAGCGAUAAGUCGAAUACAGUCUCAGAGUUUGAUGUCGAUCUAUGUAGCAUUCUCAAGCAGCAGCAGCAGCAGCAGCAACACCAGCAACAGGGCAUUAUUAUUAGCACCCAUAUCCAGGAUGAUCUCAUUGGCACUGAUCCUGGUUUGUGCCACCUUGACUUGCGGCCAAGAAGAAGAGGUCGACCAUGACCACGCUCAUCAUUCAGGAAACCCGUUGGAUUGGCUGAGAGAUAGUGUUCCAGGGGAGCCCGGGGUGGACUAUCCCAUUUUCAAUGAGGUCCAAGACACGGCAUUCUCUUGCGAGGACAGAGUUUUUGGAGGUUACUAUGCCGACCCUGGGAUGGGAUGUCAAGGAUAUCACGUGUGCCUGAACCAUGGGAACAACGCCAGAAAACUAUCCUUCCUUUGUCCCAAUGGAACCAUUUUUCAGCAGUCCAAAUUGACAUGUGAAUGGUGGUUCAAUGUGGAUUGUACUGAAGCCCAAUCCAGUUACAAUGUAAACGAUCUAAUUGGCACGGGAGAUAGUUUGCCCGAGUCCAAUGACUUGGGGCCCAAACGACCCAUCCCAACGAGAAAUAAUGACAACGGUCAGCGUAAACAACCAACCAUUGUGGCCCAACCUUUAAACCCUAUUCGCAGUCAACCCCAACCGGAGGAGCCGCAAGUGACCACAGAACGAGUGAUUCAAAGAGAAAAACCCGAACCCCAAAUUGAACCAAUUACUCAGACACCUAGCCGUGCAAGGCCAGGUACACCGAGACCUGGAAAUCAAAGGCCAGCCAACCGUCGACCCGUGACUCCCCAACCUCUUUUAGUAACCACUACCCCUGACACAUCCCUGAUCCAAUUCCCAAAUGAAGCCCCUGCUGACGUCGUCACAAAUCGACCUGUGUCCCAGAGACCGAAUGUACCGAGACGUGAGCAACCCGCACCCAAACCCAAUGUACCGAGGCGUCAGGAACCCACACCCAAACCCAACGUGCCGAGACGUGAGCAACCCGCACCCAAACCACAAAUGUUACCCGAGGCGUUUUCAGGACAACCCGCCCACCCAAACCCAGUGUGCCAAGGCGUCAGCAACCCGCACCCAAACCUACCUGCCGAGACGUCAGCAACCCGCAUCCAGGCCCAAUGUGCCUCAAAAAACGACCAAUAUUCGUGGACCCGCGAAUCCUCCCAAAAGCCUCAGAUUGAUGAGCGACCUCACCCUGGACGUCCCACCGUGCAAAUCUCUCAUAACCGGCCGCAAAUCGAAGAGAGACCUCGUCCGCAAACAACCAACAAAGACCGUCCCACCGUGCAAAUCUCUAAUAACCAGCCCCGAGUUAAAGAAGGACCACGCCCUGGGCGUCCUCAAGGAUCUCGGGGAAGACCCCAAGGUCAAAGAGGGAAUCAGCAAACGCCAACCACAGUGCGUCUCCCCGACGAGCCAUCAACAGUUGAAGAGAUACAAACCACUGCCCUUCCUUCUUAUGGAACCAAUGGCACACCCCAGCAAAACAGUCGCCCUACCAGACGACCCAACCAAGGCAACCGAAACCGACAGCAAAUCCAAACUAGGACUCAACGGCCCCAAACCACGGUUUCUUUGCCUGCAGAGCGGUCCAAGUUCGUGGAUCGUCCAACAACCCCUGUUCUGCAAAAUGUAAACCAGGCAACUCAACAAACCUCAAGGCCAACCUCGAGGCCCCAAGCGCAAGUGAUGACCACGGAAAUUCCUUACUCGGACAAUUCUAGGCCCCCGCAAGCGGGCACUCAAUCAACGAGCAAUGGUCGUCCAAAGUUCGGAGAAAAGGUUACAAUUCCAGUUGAAUCUCAAACCCCUAGACCAGUCAAUCGGGGUCGUCCUCUUUUUCCUGAGCGAACUGAAACGGCUCCCCGAUUCCAACCCAACCAACAAAUUGACAUUGUUGAGUAUGACGUGGCUAUUUCUGGAGAUGACAUCGGGGAUAUUCCCAUUCUUUUUGCUGAUCCAUUUCAAGAUAUCAGAGCACCCGAUUCGUUAAAUCGAUUGUAUGAAGUUCCCAUCUAG
Molecule: messenger RNA, 2664 nt
Organism: Tigriopus californicus
Lineage: Eukaryota; Metazoa; Arthropoda; Copepoda; Harpacticoida; Harpacticidae
Product: proteoglycan 4-like
Exons: 4
Coding region: 664-2664 (666 amino acids)
Cellular component (GO): extracellular region
Molecular function (GO): chitin binding
Source: RefSeq, a predicted model, not a curated record